Xyrichtys novacula (pearly razorfish) is the source of this 21111-nucleotide messenger RNA. NCBI's taxonomy places the organism in Eukaryota, Metazoa, Chordata, Actinopteri, Labriformes, Labridae. The record is from the annotation of a GenBank genome assembly.
AUGUCCAAGGAGACCGUCUUUCCUGCGGAUGGGCUGGCAGGGCCGGAGAAGGGCCCCCAGCAAGAGAAAAGUCCCCUUCUGUCAGCGACUCAAGGUAAGAAUAGUCCAGACAACUAGCAACUAAAAACAGAGGCUGUGAAAGCUCAACUGAGUGGUCAAAGUUGGGCAUUUGGCACUUUGGAGGUCUAAUAUUUCAUAAACAGGUUAAAUCAUGCUGUAAAUAACCUCUUAUCUUACAAUAUAAUCCUACUCUGAGAUGAAAUUCUUGUUAAAAACAUCUCAAAUUGAGGACGCAGACUUUCAAACCUGCAGAAAUCUCUGGAAGGUGUUGCUUUUGUGCACAGGAAGCUCUUUCAUAUGAAUGUUUAUGGAGUGCCUGGGUAAUUAAACACAGCUAUAUAUAUAUCCCUGACAUAAACCAUCAAGAAGUCAUGCUGUCUGUACAGUCAAACAAGAAAGCAAACAAGAGAAAAACCACCUAAAGAAGACUAAUCUGUGAAUGUGUAACAGAUUACUGCUUAAUCAGUCUGAGUGGACAAUAUCAGCCGUGUCUUUUUAAAUUACAUUCAUGUGACUUUUUAGUGUACAUCAAUAUCUGUGUGCUCCAGUGUUAAGCCUCGAUAAUAUUUUUUUUGCUUUUUUCCCUCAAUAAAGUCUGAAGAAACGCCCUGGUGACUAUUAACAGCAACCACAGCCAAUUAUAGUUUUUAAUUAACUUUCUAGUUGCCCCAAAGAUUAUCACAUGUAAAAUAAGCUUACCCCCACACCCCCUUUUCAUUUUUCUUCAAACAAGCAAUGAACCGUUAACCAGCCUAUUUAUACCAAGCAUCAUUAUGGCACUGUCAAAAAAUAGCAAAGUAGGACAAAGUAAGCAAUCACUGGGGCUGCUGGAUUGCGAAUGGAUUUUCGCCGGACCCUUCAAAGGCGCUCGCAGUGAAGACUGGAUUUCCCCUCUCAAGGGACUAUAGAUGUACUGAGAAUAGAGCAAUUUAAUUCUAACUGUGAUCACUAAAUACUGCGAUGCAUCACAGUGCAAGUGCCGCUACCAUAGAUCAGCUCCAAACCGAGAUAUGUGCCACAUCUAUCUGGGGCUGCUGGCCUGUGCCUGUUGGUCCCACUCCCCCAUCCAUCACUGCUUACAAACAGAGAGUGUUGUAGUGUUGGAACAAAUACAUCAAGUUUUGAUCAGCAUGAUGCUGAAUCAUUCUUCAACAGUUUUUUGUGAGAAUUUCAGCAGCAGAGCUAAAAAAAACCAAAAACAGUAUGUUACUCCAGAACUUGUAGGCUAAAAGCGAGCUUCUGGCACCAGACCAGUGAAUAAAGUCAUUGCGGAAGGUUUAUGUACUGAACAGAGUGGCUGUGUGCGUCAAGCAAAGCGUCAGAGUGUCUUGAAGUCAAAAAGCCAAAAGUCACGGCUUUAGGAGAUGAGUGGAGCUGUCUCUCAUGCUUUUGCAAGCUGAGGUAUCAAGCCUCAAGUAUUUUUGCCUGCAUACUUUUUCCAAUUUAGAUGAAUGCAGCCUUUAUGGCAGUAAAAAAGGCAGCUUGGCAGGUAGAGCACACCCGGGAACAGAAGGAGAGAAAAUGAGAUCCAGAGGUCUGGCAAGGCCUCUACCUGAACCGCCCCACUAUGUUGUGCAACCAUUUGCCAGCGGCCUGUGUUUUUUCUGGCAGAGAUAGGCAAAGCGGCCUCUGCACCUUUUGCUCUUCCAGCUGUCUCUGAUAUUUUGUCCACUGCGACUGACCCCGCUUUGAAAGUUUACAUCUGUUUUUGGAGGAACGUCCGUAAUGCACGCUAAUUCAGAACAGUCUAGCUCGUAAUGGGAUAACAUUAAAGUAAACAACCGGAGCGCUCGUCUGUUUUAACUAUGCACCAUAAUAUUUUGUUGCUUAACUUUGUGUGCAACAACUUUUCCUCUUCUAACCAUGUUUUAACUUUGAAUGCUUGUGACCCUAGAUGCCUGCGACAGUGAAUCAUCAGGGCGAACACAGUCUCCCAGGAAACCAGCCAGUGAAGGACAAAGUCACAUGACUGAGGAGAAGCCUAAUUAUUGCGAGCCUGUCAGAAGUAAGUUUUAACGACCUGGGAAAGCUGGAGGCGGACAGCAGGGUAUCAUGGUGUUAUUUUUAAUGAUAAACAACAAUGAGGCGUUUAAUUGGUGAGUGAAAAUGAUUAACAUAUUUUGCCUGCUAGGUCAGAUGGUUGAGCUUAACGGCAGUAGGUGUUUAGAGAUGUUUUAUGUAACAUUUAAAUGCUGCAAAUUUUUUGUUUUUUAUGAACAGACUCCAGGAAUAGUCGAUUUUGAGACAGUUGCACACGCACAAGGCAUGGUCCGUUAGCCAAAAUAAACAUUAGCCCCGGUUUUACAAACUGAAAUAAUAUUAAGAUAGCACUGAAGCCUUUUGACAAGUGAGAUGUAGCAUGCGUGCUCUUUCAUUCAGCCAUAAUGACCAGGACUUGGCUCAUUUCUUCAUUUUUUUGUUUCUCCUUCCAGCCCUCGGGGCUCUGUUUGGGAAGUGGGAAAUCCUCUUUGUGGUUCUGGCAUCGACUGUUUUUGAGGCACUGAUUACUCCGUAGCCACAAUGUUUUUACACUGUACCAAACAUUUACCUAUUGGAAACGAUUUGUGGCAGCUGCUGGAGGCAUUUGACCCUUUUUUUUGGAGUUACUCUAAGCCAACAGAUAAAGGUGACACAGCUGGGAUUUAUUGCUCCUUCAUAAAUCCGAAGUUUUAAGAUAGUCUUCCAGUUUGAUUGUAAAAGUGUUGAAAACUGCUCUGCCGCCCUGAAACCACCACAUUGUAUUAUGCAAAUGUCCUGACACAGAGAGAUGUUGCUAAACAAUUAUUUGCCAUUGAUGUGCUUGAGUUAUAAGCAGGUCUUAUUAAGUGUCGAUGCACUUUUAUUCAGAAGAGUGACCUGAUACUCAGCUACGGAUUGCAGGUCACAAAAGGAAAUGGGCUAAAAGCUUUUGUGUGUUUUAUUGUUCUUAAGAAGAGUGAGACGUGUCAGGCAAAGGCUAAUAGCAGCUGAUUGCUUCCAUCCAUGCAAGUGCCAAGCUAUAAUAAGAAAUGUGUUUUUGCGUUUGCCACAACAGUUCUUUUGUCUCUAGGUUGUUAACUUUUCCAGGGCGCUUUUUUUCCUGUCUCUUUUUGUAUUAAGCUUAAUGACUUGCCGGUGGCUUGUUUACUGAAUCAGGAGGAAAAAGAGAUUCAGUUGCAAAAAAAAAAAAAGAUUUUCUGUCAAGAGGUCUUUCUAGCUUGGCAGGUGUGUGGAGUAUUGCACUUCUGGGGGGGGAGGCAUGCUUUUCUUUCAUCUCAGCAGAUAAGCCCCUGUGACAACAGUUUUGCGUUGUAAUUGAUGUCACCCCCCCCUCAGCAUCCACACAUACACGCUUUCUCUCUCUCAUACACACACAAACUGUCUGCUGAGGGAAUUGUAGAGGGAGGAAGAUGCGCCACUUCUCUUCAGAGAGAGUAACAAGAACAGAAAACAGUCACGAAGAACAAAGAGGCAGCUACAAAUUUGUGCUAUGAUAACCUUUUGUGAGAGUUAAACACCAGAGUUUCUUCGGGCUCCAGCCUCUUGAGCCUCUUUGUGUCACAGCCUCUCUGGAAUUUUGUUUGUUGAGUUGACCAAUCAGAUUACUCGGUGGUAUGGGUAAUUGAGAGCCCUACUCAGUGGAGAAACAGGAAAUCAAUAAGAAAUCAUCUGCCUGCCUACAUCCUGGCCCUGGCCUUGGUCGCCCCCUCCCCAUCCCUCGCUGUUGUCCCAUUUAAAGCCUGUGUACAGUAUAUGCAGGACCACUUUUCACAACAAAAGGAAGCCUAUUGUGAUGUUGGAAUAACAGCACCGAUCCUAUUUCAGUUAGGAUCACGUUGUUUUGACAAGUUGUCUUUUAAAGCAGAGGAUGCUCUGAAAACAGGAAAGUAAACACUCCUUAUUGGAUUAAAGCUGUUCCGUUCGGAGCACAGCGUGCAUACCUCUCAAAAACGAAGUUACAAAACCCCUGAAAUCACCGCUACAAAGUCUAUAAAUUUCCACUGUUAGAAAAUGUGGCAGUUCCAAGGAAUUUCAAACCGCUGCAGCUUGCUAGACAGAAAAAAUGUACAAUCCUGCCCUUCCUGUAGGGCUCUCAUCAGAGACAGUUCCUCUGUGGCUCUGCCAUCCUGGGGGAGGAGGGAGAAUCUUGUGGGGGAGACGGACAUUCCUCAGGAGACUGUUCAGGGUUUUCAAGCAGCUGAUAUCUCCUGCAAACAGGACCUUGGCUCUCCCACCCUUGCUUCAGAAUAAAUUGCCACCACCCAGCACCAGUUUUGGGGGGUUUAAUCGUCACAUUAUUCACCAGAUUGUCAAAUACUUAUUUUAAAGCUCCUGUGGUUGAUAAAGCUGACCUUACUAGCUCCUGAAAAUGGUGUGUUUUUUUUUUUAUCUCAGUAAAACUCUGUAGUGAGGAAGGAAGGUCAAAUAACACGACUCUUUUUAAAGGAAGACAUUAGUGUGGCCUUUGUGUGAAUCCCUGAUUGGGCGCUUUAGUGGCACACCUCCAAGGUUAGUACCUGUGUGCAGGAUUGACCUUUUGGAAGUGAAUUUGUGACCCCUAAUAAAUGCAGUAAAAAGGGAUUGUUUGAAUGGUCACACUUGUACUUCUCUUGCAAGAAAAAGAUUCCUUGACAGUGCAACAAUUAAAAUUUACACUCCAAACUAUAAAGCCUUAUGAUACUAGACGGUUUGAGAAGUUAUACGAGGAUGAAACAAAGGGCAAGUGCCUCCUCAUCAUCAUUUUCAUUAUCAGUGCUGAAAUAUUUUGCAGGCUGAGUGUUGAAUCAACAUUCCUGGACCAUCAGGCGUUGCCUCAUGUAUAUUCCAAAGUUGCUGAAGUACUCGUCACUCUCAUUACUUUUUAACCUCAUGCCAGUGUUCUUUUCCCCCUCUCCUAUAGGAACUGCACAGUGAUUGUUGUUAUGCAAGAUUCAUAUCUUCAUUGUAAUCCUCAGAGCCCUGUCUCUGCAGAAAUUAUGUGUCUAAAGCAAAGACCUAUUAUAAACUGAACCGUAAUUUUCAAGUGAUUACUUACCAGUGGGUCAUGGAAUCAAAAACUGUAUAAAUAGGGUGAAAUGCUAGUGUAGGGGUUGAUUAAAAUGGCCAUUGUAAUUCUACCUCUGUUGUAAUUAUUUUCUCAUUGUCUUGCUGCAGAUAGAUUUCAUAUGGGAAAUUUCAAGUGUGUUAAUUAGCAUAUUUUACCCGAAGUGCCCAAGCCUAUUCACUCUUAAUUUUUUUAAAAGAUAUUCAAAAUACUUGAGCCAAAUGAUUAGAUAUGCAUACCUCGAUUCAUGGACUGCAGCCUUUUAAGUGCUUAUGCAAGAUACCAGGCAACAUAUAUGAACUCUGAUUGUAGAGGAAGAGUGUUUUUCUUUCUUCACUGCAGAGCUUUCGGUUAUGAAGAGUAAUCUUUCCAAGUUGUCUUAACACCACUUGACCUUCAUUUUUUAAAUGGUUCUUGUGCAUCAGAUAUCUGCAGCAGUUGAGGAAAAGUUGAAGUAUUUUACUUUUUUUUUUAACAGCGGCAAAACUGAGGUAUAAAAGCAGAAAAGAAAGGAGUCCUGCACUCACAUUUUUGCAACACUGAGAACAAAUGAAUGUUACUAUGAGGCAAGUGUGCAACUUUAACCUCUUCCUAUUGUGUCUGAGUUCAGUCUACAGACAUGCACCAGGCAAAACAUUUGAUAAAACCCAUUCGUUCUUUACUCAGUUGUCAGUCAGACUACCCUGCCAGCCAUCAAUCAAAAUCAGAGAGGAGGAAACCACGCCCCUGCACAUGGAGUGAGUUGCUGGUGCUGCGGUGUUGUGCCAGGAAACGCGUGCCCACCGAGAAUUACUCUCAGGAUAUUACUCAUCACUUUUUAGCCCCACAAAUAAGAAUUGCACGGGUUUUAAAUUGUACAUUUCUGUGGACCACUCUACUAUAAACUGUGCGCAUUUUGCGAGGUGCAUGCAAUUCUCGACGGGCAUGCGUUUCUCGGCACAACACUGGUAACAACAACAAUGAUUGCAAAACGAGCAACGAACAAGAGAAAACCACUGAAAAUUAAGACUUGAAGCCAAAAAGAAAAGGAAAGUCAGUUAUCUGGAAUUAUUUCGGUUACAUGUGUUCGGUUACAUGCAUUUCAUCUGUUGCCACAAUAAUGUCCCAGCACAAUAAAAGCAAGCUUAAAAGAUCUCUAAUACAGACAGAAGCCAUUCUGCUAACAUUCACAAAAAGAGUUAAGAUCAGUGCAGGUUAACUGUCCUCAAGACUUCAGCAGUGUAGCAUAGCAUAAAGUGCUAUUCAGGUCAUCUGGUGAAAAUUCUUGUAUUUUUUAAUAUCGCAAUAUGUAUCGCAGGGUUGAAAAAAAUUGCAAUGUUAGUUUUUUCAAUAUCGUGCAGCCCAAGUAUACAGGCUUUUAAACUAAUGGGGUUCAUAAAUAAACAGAAAUGUAGUGAGAAUAUGAAGCGAAACAAGUGCCUCGAACUGAGCUUAAGCCCAGCAUUUGGAGUCUAAGUAGCUUUAUACAACAUUAUAAACAAUUUUAAAUGUAAUUUAGCCAACCCUUUUUUGUCCCUAACCAGCCUCGUUCGCUUUGAUCAAGGUGGUCAGCUCAGCUCUUGUUUACUGCCCUUCUACCAAUUGCCACACAAGACGGCGUCAGUCCUAUCACAAGCCACUCACAGAGAGGGGAGAAAAAAAAAAAUCAGCCAGUUCAAAUGAGAGCAGCACAGGGGGGAUUACUUGGCCUCUAACAGGGUUUUGGCUCCAACAUUAAGGUUAAAACCCUUUUCUAUUACCGAGAUCUCUGCUGAUGUUGCCCCCACCAGCCCUGAACCCCUCAAGCUUCCAGCUUCUUGCCCCCUUCGUGUUUGCAGGUUCAAUGCCUCUCUGCUAGGUCAUUCUGUCAGGCCCCUCCUGAUCAGCAGAGGGUGACCAGGGACCACGGGUUGGCUCCCGUCCAGACUCACAGACAGUAACAGCCAACACAGGCCCUGGCAAGUGCAAUACACCCCCCCUCUAUGUCUACUCCCCCACUCUCUCCUCUCUUUCAGGAAGGAGCCAAAAUCGAUACAGGCGUCUCCGUGUUUAAAAAGCCACUCAGAGGCAGACGAGCACCUCUGUCCCAAAGGCUGAUCUCUCAGCUUAAGGCCUUGAUUGGCAUCCCGAAGAUGCGAGGCGCUGACCCACAGCUGUCCCAUUAGCAGAGGGUUAAUGCUGAGAUUGAUACUGAGCAAAUAAAGGAACUAGAUGUGGGGGUAUUUUGAUAGACUGCCUAUCCCCUCUCUGACCCGGAGACAGACCUCAGCUUUAUUUUGGCUUUUAGGGAGUGGUAGAUCCUCAUCUCAGACUCCAACAGGGGAUCUGCUGCACGCUGUAUUUGGAGUGCGGUUGUCUCAGUUUUUUGCAUGCGUGUGCCCUUGUGUAUAUGUGUACAAGCAAGAAUGUGCGCAUGUGCGUGUCUGCGCGCCUGCCGUUGAAUUUCAAACGAGCGAGUUUCCUGUGGAACUUCUACUUCAGCGAGGAGAUUUUGAAGCUGGUGGAAUAUUUGAGUCAUCGAUGUAACUGAAACUGAAAAUACCCCCGUUCCCCUCCUUCCCUCCCCACCCGCCCCGCUCGCUCCCGCUCUGUUGCUCUGGUUUUGUUUUGAGUUGUCAGCGAAGGAGAGGGUGGAGCACGUUUUUGGAGUAUGGAGCCUGGCAGCUCCCUCAGGCCUGCUCUGAGUCACGUCAUAAUUGAUCUUUCUAGAAAUUGCGGUAGCUAGCCGUGUAAAGCCUAAAUCCGUGCAAGAUGUGCAGCUUUUUAAAGAUACUGCACUCGGCUGUCUUUUCUUUUUCCUGCACUCCUCUUCUCCUCUUCUUGGCUGGUGAGAAACAGAUGAGGGAGAAGAAAAGGCGUUUGACAAAGCUUAAUGCAGAAACACUCUUGUACAAAUUCAUCUCUGGAAUGAGGGAAAGGAGAGAAAAAGGCCCCAUUUAGUGUCUCGAACAGCAGCCAGGUUGUGAGGCUUUGAACGCUCCUUGAUGUCCUGCGUUCUGCUACAUUAGCAGCACUCAAAAUUAGCACCCUGCCAAAUUCCACACAACAGUGGAGAGACCAGAGCCCUGCAGUGGUCAGAGCUCGGGGGUGAGGCGGGGUGGGGAAAGUGUGCAUGACUCCCCCUCAAUGUGAUUCAUGUAAGAGAAAAUGGCAUCUCAUUGGGAGUUUCAGUGAUUUAGAUAGCAGUCAGACAUAUUAAUCUGGGAAAAUGUUCCGUUUUGAAAUCAAAGGAUAAUUGAUGACCCCCUUCCCUCCCACCACCAGAUACCCAUCACGCACACACACACACCUUAACCAGCCCGGUGCAAUGAGUAUGCUGAGAGGUUCGUCAAAUCACGCUCUUGUCUUUCAAGUUGCCUUUUCUACUGUAAAAUGUAAUUAAGCAGAACAAGGUCCGAAGGGGUUAUUUUUUCCACUCAAUCAGCAGCAAAAUUUGAAAUUAGCAAGUCCCUAACGCCCUGCUUCUCUCUUUGUUGCAUAAAGGCGGCUGCGGAGAGGAGGGGCUGAAAAAGAAGGGGGGCUAGGAAAUAAUGUUAAGCUCUGUCUUCACGUGUCACUUUCCUUUCAGCAGGUUGGAGGAGCAAAAUUUAAAUGACUGUCGCUAAGAAUUAAAAACAGGGUGGGAAAUAAGCGCGUCGCCACCGAAACGGAGUUGAGCAACGUAGAGCCACUGUCCUGAGAUGAGGCUCGAAAAAAAAAAAAAAAAAACAGGUGAAAUGUGAUGUUUCAUGCUUAAAUGAGAUGCUACACAAUAUGAUCGGGCUUGACAGGUGACGAGAGCUAAUAGAGUUCUGUAGCAGGUUAACAAACGCACACACACACACACACAGAGCUUGUCACUUCUGCUGAUGAGGAUCCAAUAUCAGAGCAGGUAAUUUAGAAAUCCUCAGCGGUCAUCACCACCCGCUCCUUCCCCAUCAUCAUCAUUUUAUCUUGGAUAAAUACAAAACAUCACGCGUGUGUGGAUAAACUGACAACACCGUGAAGGCUGCGUGACGCCCGGCUUCGCGUUUUUUUCGAAAUAUCUGUUGAAACAAGUGACAUUUCUGUUAGCCUUUGUCAGGUCGCUGUCCUCUCUGCAAACGCAAGCGUCAACGGGCUAAUUUUCAAACCAAAUGCUCGGCCUUGGUCGCCACUUGCCGGUUGACAUCGCCAAUUUGCUCUCAUUUCACACCGCUGAUAUCUGCAUUAUAUUGAUGCUAAUCACAGUUCUGGGUUUUGUUGUGCGGGGGACACUUGAAUAAUGAUCUUGGAGUCGCUUGUCUGGUCUUCCGAAUGCGUUUUUUCCAGACAAUAAAGAAAGUCCUUGUCCCGUAGUUUGGAAGGUCAAACGGUAAACGAGGCUUUGAUACGCCCAAGGAAAAUUUCAAUCAGAGCUCUUUGUAAUAACAUUCAUUGUACUAUUUUCCCCACUCUCACUGUGUGUCUCUCACUCUCUCCAUGCAGUAUAAUUCCCCUGGUUUUGCGUCUAUAAAUAUGGCCAGGGAAGAUGUAUAAUUUCUAAUGAGAAAAUAUAUCCCUUUGGAUUGAAAGGCAGGGGCUGCUCCACGUGCCGCUGUUUGUUGGGAGGAGAGAUGAUACCUCAGGCUGUUUUGGCAGGAUGGAGGAGGAGGGGGAUGCGGUGCUGGUGCUGGUGGUGUGUGGUAAGAGGAGUCUGGCUAGGUCAUUGCACAUUUACAAAUUAGCAUUUCAAUCAUGCAGGUACAUGGGCAGCCAAGCAGAAAAUAUACAUGUUUUUUUUUUUAAUAGAAAGCAUAAAAAGAUAAACAAACGGCAGGCUGUAUUAGCAAAAUUAGCAUCUCAGAGCUAGCUGUGACUGUGUACACUCGCAAGUUGCUGUUUUAAAACUCCUAAAGAAAAUAAAGGCGACUCUUCCAGCCUCGUACUCUAUCCGGCGUUAACUGACAAACUCGCAGCGUUGUGUAAUAACGGCCAUUACCAGAUAAAUACAAGAUCUGGAUUGUGGUGUUUAUUUGGCUGACAUGAUGUGACAUUUGAAUAACUGUAUGCUCGCGAUGAUGGGCAUUCUAAUAAGCCUAGGCAAACACCUUUUCGUCUCUCCUCUCCCUCUCCCUCUCUGUCUCUGGGGCAUUAAUAUUAAAAAGGACUGAGCUUUAGAAACACAGAGCUCGUGCCGUUGUUCAAUCCUCUCCCUGACUUACCUGCGACUCUCGGCGUAGCUGUGUGUGCAAAUGAGAAUCUGUGUGCUGCCCUGUUUGACCUCUGCGUUAUAUUUUCAUGUUCUUGACUAUUUUAGACUUCUUGUUUAUACAGCUCUGUUAUAGUUGACAUGCAUGCAUGCAUAUUUCCUCUCGGUAGGUCUGCCUCUAAGUGUGCAUCUGUGCUUGUGUGUGUGUGUGUGUGUGUGUGUGUGUAGGCUUGUGACAUAUGUAUAUACUCCUCUUUUUUCUUGUGUCUUUUGGGUACAAUUUCCAGCUCCCUCCUGUAGGACCUAUUUUCUGUGACAAAAACGGAGGUGUUUAUAUACUCGGUUUUACAUACAGAGCGAUCCUCCGCACAGCUCUGGCGCAGCUCCAUCGCUCUCCAGGCGCUGCGGUGCUCGGUCCCUGUGUGGCACAGCCGCUGAAGACUCAGUGACAAAUGGCAAUUAUAUUUGUGUGUUCUUCAUGAAUCCAUCAAACACUGGCCUUUUAAAAAUGCUCCCCAGAUAUUUGAGGCUGUCAGCUACUAGUAGCUGGGACCAAAUUGGGAUGCUGCUUAGACAGUCAAGAACCACUCACCCCCUAGUUUCCCCUGUGAUGUGUGUGACAGCGUGUGUAGGGGAGUACCAUGUUUUAUUCAACUGCAAAUGUACACUCUCAACAGUUGUUGAUGUACUCCAAAUAGGGAGGUUACAAGUCCAAUUGAAGUGUGUGUGUGCAUGUGUGUGUCCAGUUUUUCCCUUCAAAGACAUGGCAUUUAAAUGCAACCUGUCAGGUCGUGUGUAUUCGGUUAUCUCAGGACACACACCCGUCUCUGUACAACUGGUAUUAUUUUUUAAAAACUCGCUGUUAGUUGUAAAUAUAAAAAUUUAAUGCAGGUUACGUUUCCAUUUGUGUGAUAGAAACAACGCUGCGGCUUUAUUUCAGUGUUUUACCGUCAAGACUUUUCUAGGAGGCUUAGUUCUCUGGCAUUUUUUCAGCCGUGUCCUUAAAUGCAACAACAAACUUUACAUUCACUGAGUUCGUCGUCGCCGUUUCACCUUCAAAUAAUGAUGUCGAGUGUCAUAUUAACUAAUAGGAAGAGCUUAUAAAACUAAAAAAAUUCUUAAAAUAUCCAAAUUACGGAAAAUUACAUCUGUUAUGAAGUUAAAAGCAACAUUUCUCAGUGGCUGUUCAAGUAUUUCAAAGCAGAUUCAUUUGAGGUUGUUUGUAGUCACAGGACUCAUUCAUUUUCCUCCACAAUGAUCUGUUUCUUUCGCUGCAGUGUCUGUACAGUCGAAGUUUUAGAUUCCUCAUCUUGGCAGUGUAGCUCAAAUCCAGCAGGACUUACAGUAUUUCUCCGCUCUCUCAUUAUGUCUUCAUUUGUCUCAGAGCGACUGUACAAGUCUGUCAUUGCCAUCUUUGACAGUAUCAUCAUUAUCAUGAUCAAUGAUUAUGAAUAUCACUCCAUCGUGUCCAUUCGUCUUUGUCGGCAUAUUCAUCAGGAUAAAAAUAAAGUACGAGACUCUGAAGACUCUCCAAGAACCUGCUGCUGGAGCACACUUCUCCCUCACAGACUUGAACCACUUUUUGGGGUUUGCAGUGUGUCAGAAACCCGAGUCGCCGUUUAUGUUCUCUUGGUUUUACGUGGUGGUUUCUUAAUGACUAUUUAUACUUUUCUAAAUUGAAAGCUUGACUUCCUCAAAAGGAAAGGUAAUUAUGCCUCCCUGUCUGCUUUGGCCUAUUUGUGCAUGAAUGUGUGUUUAUGUGUGUGUGUAUAAGAGCUAAGCUUGUGUGGCCAGGCUGUCUAACCCAAAUGGGAAAAACGAGUGUGUUAUUACACCAGAUGCUCCGGGUGAUUGAUUUGUUGAGGAACUGUGAUUUUUCUUGACAGGAGUUUGCUGUACUGUGUUGACUGUGAAGUGUGAAGCUGUGAGUUUUGUCUGUGUGAGUGAGAGUGAGUCUAGACAUGUAAAUCAUUUGUUUUUGAUAAAGGUCGGGGCCUUUGAAAGUCAGCCUGGCCUUUUGUUGCUCACUUGUCAAAAUAUGUAGCAGCACUCAAUUUUAAGAGAAAGUGAAAAAUCAACAGAUUUAAGACUCUGAGAAUCUUAAAUACAUUAAAAACAAAACUCACGUUGUCUUAAAUAAUCUUGAGAUAGGUCACAGAGGUGAUAAGGGUCAGACAUGUCCUCUUUGUACAUACACUACACUUUUACAAACAUGUGCGACCCCCGACUUUAUCAUCUUUUCUUCUUGCUACAACGACUUAAAUUUCUGAGAAGAUUCAAGAUGAGCCAAAGUGUGAAUCUAUUGGGUAAUAUUCAGGAAGUUGAGCAGGUUGGAAGGUGAGCUUGUCCAGGUAAUUAUAAAACAGGUGUGUCUGGUGUAGGGCCAGACGAUAAACCGAAAAUUUACCGAUAGCAAAAUUUACGACAAUAACCAAUGUCAUUUUUCCCAUGUCAAUAUAUUUGGUGUCAAAAAAAUAAAUAAAAAGUUGGUUUUGGAUGUGUGUAGGUAGGCUAUGGUCUCAUGUCCCUUUAAGACGCUGUCCUACGUCAGAGACGUGACUCCACCCCAUCCAGUCUUUAUCAAAGAGGGAAAGACAGGUGAGGAGAUGGAGGACGGUUCAAAAGUUGUAGCGGCUGGAGCGGCGGCUGAAGUAGACAAAGUUAAUGUGGGAGGGGGUGAGCAGCUUGUGGAGUAGAUAUUGUCCAUUUAUCAUUAUUGAGGUGAACAGCUCAGUAUAUUGUGAUAUUGAUUAGAGGCCAUAUCGCCCAGCCCUAGUCUGGUGUUAUUUUUGUGCACAUAGAAAGCACAGCUGCCACUUUAGUAUCUCAAAUUUUGCCAAGCACGCCAGCAUUGUGCAGGAAAUGAAGCCCAACUGAAAAACCUUUGACUGACCCAGGCUUGAAAUAACUCAUGAGUGCAAAUAUGAAAAACACUUACAUGGUCUUUUUUAUUACAACAAGAGAUGUGAAGAUGUUAAAAAUGAUCUCUAAAGUUUGAUAAUGUUUAAAAGUAGACACCCUCCUGGUCAUGUGAUUUCAUCCUCAGUGUUGCCAUGUUGCUGUACUCCAGUAUGUAUUCCCAGCAAACACACAAGGGGAAAUGCAAGGUGGAUAUAUUAAAAAUGAUUGAAAAUUGUAACAAAACUGCAGCUGUCAGGGGUAAAACUGAACAACAAUGGAUGAAGCCUGUUUUGAAUCUUCUUGUUAGCCAGCUUUAGUCCCUCCCCACAUUGUCAUGGGCAGCCUGCGAAGCUUUUGUCUUUUGGAGAAGGAAAUCCAUCAACCUGGUCUUAAAUCACUGCAUAAUGAAUUCUUGCGUGCGCUACCCAGUUGUCUAAUUCAAAUUGCAUGAAAUCCUGAUCCCCCAAAGUCUAUAUUUGUUUAUCCAAGCUGCAUGCAGGAGCCUGAAUGAGGAGAAGGCAAAACCCAGCGUGCGUAUUUAAUUGCUUUGUUUUACAUCCACAUUCACGUCCGGCCUCUCCCAGGGUGAUGUGUUGUUAAAAAGGCGCAGGGCCCUGAUUCCCACACUCUCGCCCUUCUCUUGUUAACCAUAAUUGCACUUGUUGGUGAGCCGGCUGGAGAGAAAAGAAAAAAGAAGACGAUGCACUUCUUUAUUAAGUUAGCAUUUUGCUGAUUUCUGGUCAGUCGUCGCUCACCCUUAAAGUCAGGCAACUGUUGAAGAAGGCAGAAUCUGGUGGAGAAGAUGCCACAUAUUUAAUGUAUAUACAGGAAGUGUAGAAAAGGAAAGAAGAGUAAGUACGGUUCACACAGACAGACUUGAAAAAAGAUGAAUAAUUCACAAACUCUCAAGUUCACCGUGCACUGUUGCUGCGCGCACACGCACGGCGGCUCUGAUGUGGAGCGAAGGUAAUGCAGGAGUAACUCCCAGCAGAGCUGAAUGUGCAGGUGUUCCUCUCAGGAAAAUGCCACCUCCUUUAGUCACUCACAUCCUUCGCCUUCUUUCUUAUCAGACAGGUCGCUGUCUCCUGACUUUCCGAGGCUGUCACACAUCCGCUUAGAAAGACUAGUCGAGGCCAUCUCUGAGCUUUUCAGAGGAAAGGAGAUCAUUACCGUCGCAGACAGCAGCUAUUUUGUAUAUGCACAGUAUCACAGGCUCUCUUUCUCUUUCUAGCGCAUUAAUCUCUCUUUCCCCCCGCUCGCACACUGUCUCAACUCACCUGGGUGCUGCUCCCACAAAUGUCUGCCUGCCUGAAGCGCUGGCUUUUGUGAACCUGUCACAUAUGAGGCUCCUAUAUCUCUCACUUCUUUCUGUCAUGCCGGGUUGAAAUGUUUGCCAUAUGAUCGAUAUUAUCAUGUUAGGGAAGGGUGGCAAGAUUUGCUGAGACUGAUUUCGCUGAGAGGGCUGGCGUGUCGAGUUUGUAGGAACUGAACUACACAAGCUUGGAGGACUUAAUGUGUCAGUAAAAAGUAUUAAGUGGGUGCAGACAAAGUUUUUUCAAUUAAAAAGAAGUUGCAGGGUUAUCAAAAAUGUUCUCUCACAAAAGUUAUGCUGUUAAAACAAACAAAUAUGCUCAACUUGAGUUGUGUUCAACAUAAAAAUCUUAAGGUUUGUUUCAGCUUUAUGAAGUUUUCUUUUCAUAAGACUCUGAGCUUACAGAUUUUCCGGGAGAGUAAAUGGAUAAAAGUGAAAUACUGCAGGGAAACUUCUUAAAUACUGAUUUAAUUGUGCUAAAUCUACACACCCAACCCUUCACUGUACAUGAGUAAAAAUGUAAUCUCUCAUGUCUCCCUCCAGCUCAGCCUCAGUCUGAGGCUCAGCAUGUGCCCUCAGAGUCUGCCGGGGGAGACGCUGCCAACGACCAAAAUGGCUUUCUCCAUAACGGCACGCAUGUGCUAAGUGAUGCCAAUGGAAUCCACUCUGGGAUCAGCGGAGCCGGAGCCACGCGCACAUGCUCCUGCGGCGCCAACAUCAGCAAGGGUGCCACCGGGUCAAGACCACAGGCGGCUGCGACGGCGGCGACGGAGCAGCCCAGGAAGCAGCCAUUAACACCUGUGUCCACGAGGAUGCAGAGGAAACUGAGGUCCAGUUUGUCGGUGAACAGCGACAGCAGCCGUCGCAGCAAAGGCAGCUCAACGGGGUCACAGAAGCAGCCUCUACCAGAAGGUCAGUAUCAGCCUGUAAGGUAUAGUCUACGAAUGCACCAACAUAAACACACAAGACUGAACUCCUCUACUAACUUUCUAACGCUAGUUUGCUUGCAUGCUUCUUUGUCUGCUUCAUGUGGCUUGUUGCUUGUGAAAUCAUCUGAUCGGCUGCUUGAUCAAAGCCGCUAACCGUGUUUGUGAUGAUCUGAAGUUUGCAUGAUUGAAUGCGGUUUUUCAGAGUGAAUCAGCGCUCCAAAACACUGAGGUGUAAACCACUGAAGCAUGUGAAUGUGGUCUGUUUUAAAUCAAAAUAUUUCUCUUUUAAGUCUUUUAUUUUUUAAAGAUAUAAAAAGGUUUAAGGUAUAAAAAUAAUAAUUUGAAUAAUCGUUUAAAGCUGGUCAAUGUGCCGUUUCAGUCAAACAGCACACAAUCACAACAUCACUAUCAGAGAGAUGGGCUCUUUGUCAGGGCCCUGCUGAAAUAGAGGCUCUUCAGAUAUUGAUAAUACAUUCCUCCAUUCUCUCACCUUUUAAUGAUGGGAGUGGAUGACCCCUCAUAUUUAUCACUCCCGUCGACCAAAUGACAUCUUACUCCGCUCCUGUGGCGUUUAUUUUCCUUAACAACAAGUCAGAGGGUGCUUUUGCCAUGCGGGGAAGCCGUCACUUUGUCAGGUGCAAGGCCUAGGUGAGUCCGGUAAUGAAGGCGGUUGGCUGGUCCUCUUCCAUCGGGGAGAUAGGUGUGACCGUCUAACGAGGCCUGAGAGCACAGGGUGCCUAUUAAAAGUCGUGACCAGCCGUCUUCAGGCCUCUCUCGGCCCCUCACACCUCUCUGGGCCCUUUCUGGCGCUCUCUACAUCCCGUCAGCACCACCUCUGGCCCUUAUUAACGAGGUCCCGUUGCAUCCCUCCUCAUGCUAUGUACAUGGGCGGGUAAUGUGGGUGUUUGUGGAUGUAUGUGUGUUGCGUUGCAUGGACAGUAGGAAGGUUAAAGCAUGUUUCUUUUAAGUAAAUGAGCAAAUCCUUGUAUUUCAUUCAACCAAAAGGCUUUGCUGUUUUCUGCGUUUGUGUGGGCUUAUACUCCAGAGUAAAGGUGGAAAACAGACCGUGUUAUUUGUUAUUAAAUGAUGUACAGCGGUCGGGUUAAGAUAUGAGCUUAAAUGAAGCAGAAAAAUGGGCAGUCUGAUCUUUGUUUCAUGAUUCUUGACUUUAAAUAUGCAUCAGAUGGAGGCGCAGGCAAACAAAACAGCAUGCACACAAGCACAACACCUCCCGAGGAAAGGUGGAAUACAUCCAUAAGAGAUAUUCCAGACACGUCAUGUUUUCAACAUCUUAAUUGCUGAAGAGCACAAGAGAGAGAGAGAGAGAGAGAGAGAGAGAGGGUGUAAAAGGAAAAUAAAAACAGCAGCUCAACAAGUCUGUCUCAUUAUGGCUUUUUGUGUUGCUUAUUUGCAGAUGCGAGAGCUCUUAGAAUCAAUAUGUUGGCUCUCAACUAUUUAUUUCCCCCCGGAAAACAGCCAAGCUGUGGCGUUUGAAUGUUUACACGGAUUAACAUAAUCUGUUUGCCUGUGAAAUUAGCCUCCUAAACAGGCCCCUGAACACAGGAAAUAAAAGGCGUAAAGCUAGCUGGAGCUAGCUCUGGGGAUUCUGCAGCUCUCUGUGUUUCUUGGCACGCGCCGUUGGCAGUGGAGCCAAUCUGUGAUAACGCACCGCCACUUCUGAAGAGUCAUUUAGCCACAUUGUUUUUAUUCAGCGGGGCGGGUUGUCACAACUCUAGUCAUCCAGUUUGUGUUUUUGUUAAUUGUGUGUAAUCAGUUAAAGGCUUCAAGCUGCUUUAGCCUCAUUUAGAGGUUUAGGGCCAAAGCCGCGAGCAGGCUUUGCCUCAGAUUGAAACCUUGAUGUGUUUGUGAUGAGUAAGCGUUACUCUGGCUUUGACUUGACUCUCAGUCAUGUUUUCAAACAGGGCUUCUCAGAAGUGCACGCUGUGGCCGGCCUCCUCGGUCCUCCUUACCCAUGUGUGCCUUCUGUGCAGUCCCAUGGUCACCAAGCCUUCCUCCUGAUCAAUCUCUCUCUCUGUAUCUCUGACCGUCCAGCCAUCUUGCCCUCUCUCUCCCUCUUUGUGAGUUUGAAUGUUUUGCACAGCUUGCCGCUCUGAGGCCCAUCCAGCUUGUUUUGUGUCAUGCCGCUCCCUUUUUUUUGAUGUUAGCUUUCCAGAUGUCUCAAACUAUUUCCUCUGAGGCGCCGGACGCUGUUUUUUUGGCCUUGCAAACUGUGGGCUUCAUCGCCGCGCGCUGACAUUAAACAGGAGCAGUGUCAGUGUGUGCUGUUCUGUCUGUCUGUUGGUUGGUUUCACUCUGCGUCUCAGUCUGCCUUUCUGUCUGUCUCUCUGUUUUCAUGGAGAUGUGCCCUGCGUCCAGCUCUCUCUUGUGUACAGUAUACGACCCCCUCUCUUUCCCCUCCUCCUCCUCGCUGGUUUCUCAAAGAUCCAGACUAAUCGCUGGUGUUGAAUUAUACAUCCAAGUGAAUCGCUGAGAUGGCCGGCCGCUGCUUAAUGCCUGUGUACUGUGUUUAUAUCGCAUUCGCAGUCUGCUGUUACAUUGUGAACGCUGGCAUGGCUAUACCCUCUGGGUCUUUCAAACUUUGUUAGGAUGAACUUUGAGGUUUGGUGUAUGAAGCUGUGGCCUGGCUGCAUUUAUUGUGUAUCAGCUUUUAGAGCUCUCAGAUGGGCAGAACAAGACACUGGAUGCAAGCUAAAAUAGACGAUUUGGCCCAAAAACGUUGACAUUGUGUUUUGGUUUUUUUUCUAAACUAGACUAAAGCUAUAGUUUAUAAUCAUAAAAAGUUAUAUGUUGAUGAAAGUUCAAGAAGCCUUCUGAAAUUGAUUGAAGCCUAAAUGGUUCAAAAAGCAAAGAAUUUUUUAUUACAGAAUAAUCAAAUAAGAUGGCCUGCUGGCAGAGUUGCAGCCUAUAUGAGCUGAAGUUGUUAAAGACUCCAAGUGUUUAAGGUUCAAAAGUUGAAAUCAGUAACUACUACAUGCUCUUCUGCAGGUCCAUUCAUUGUCACUUAAGUCCACUGAAUUGCAGUCAUGUCUUUAGUUUUGUGUCAUCAUUUGUGCUCUGUGGAUGCAGAUGUAAUAGAUCCUGAUUAGACGGUUGGGAAACAGUACACAUUAGUGAUCCAGUGGGUCACAGUUUCAUCAUUCCCUGCACCUGUGAUCCUCAGAUUGAUGGACGAUGUAUCAUCAAUGCUCACAACAACUUGCGACUAGCUUUAACUGUCUCUUUAGACGCUCUCUUCUGCUCCACAAUGCUUAAUACAAGCAUGAGAAAGUCGCUUGUCCGUGUUAUAGCUCUGCUUCUGCAUGCCUUGCGUAUGGGUGAGGGGAGAUGGCUGCUAGUCUCACACAGAAACCUGAACCUAAACUAUGACAACCUGUGAGCUGAACCCCACCAUAACAUUUGUAAUCCGCUAGCAUACAGACAGCAUAGAUAGAUAGAUAGAUAGAUAGAUAGAAAGAGUUGUCAUUCAGCAGCAAUUUCAGAUGAAGAAAGACAAUGAAUAGAGCCCACGACAAAACCCCCCACAUAUUUCAAUCAACAAGGCUCAUUAUAAAAACGAAUAGCAGCAGGAAUGAAUGAUCUCCUAAAGCGCUCCUUCCUACACCGUAAGGAGAGGAGACGCUCCGAUCUGUUGCUCCAAUGAGCAGACAGAGAUGGAAAAUGACCUGCAAGAACUCCUUGUUGAUUGAGGGUGCUAUUUUCCUCUCUACCUCCCUUGUUUCAUGUCGUUUUUAAGUUGCGUAAUAGAGGUGUGUAGACAUGGCAGCAGCAGGUGAAGAUUUGGUAGUUGAGGAUGCACCAUGAUGUUUCCCGCACAUAGGUGAUACCAUGUCCACAUUUUUUUGCAUUUUUGGUUUAGAGUGCUUGACAGAAACCAGCAAAAAAGUCCAUUACUCCAAAAAAAUUUCAUUUCUCUGCCCUUGGUGCCUUCAAACAAUGGUAUUAGUUUUAUUUAGCCAAAGUAAGGUGUACCCAUAAGUUGGCUGACAGCAUCCUCCCGCACUGUCCACUAAAGGUGUUAAAUACUGAAGGACCUCUUCUCAUGCAUCUUCCAUCACUGCUAGUGUUAUGGCUUCAGAUAAGGAUAAUAAGAUGCAUUCAAACUUCAGGCACACUCACUCACCCACACACACACCGAUAUACACACACUUGCUCGUUUCAUGUUCCCUUCUCUAUCUUGUUUGUAUCACACUCAGUUACUGCUCCUGGUCAGCUCUGCAGCCCCUGAGCACCGCGAAAAUAGGAAGAAAAAAAAAAAAAAAAAAAUCCCCCUUUGAUUAAUCAAACAUGAGCAUCCAGCGGUCCACAGCUUGCCUUCCCAUGCUCGUCCUCCACACUCUCCUCCUUUUACGUUCCCUCUAACCCAAUCAGUAACAGCCGCUUCUGACAGCUCAAGAUGGGCUGAUGAAAGUUAUGCAAAUGCGCCCUGUUUGUAAUGCUAUUUUUCUGCAUACAUCCACAUCAUGUCUUUUUAACACUCCAAAGCAGUGGCGCUGUGCUGGCCUUGGUUCAAAAAGGAGACAGCUGCGAGGAGCGUGUGCCAGGCGCACUUACCCAAUGAUAUUUAAUUUGAUUUACUGACUCAGAAACAACUCCAGAAGUUUGAGCGUGGAGCCGCAUGACUGAUGACUACAUUAAUCGUGUACAUUUAUCUGUUGUUAGCGCAGCGCUGUAUCCCUGGGCUACGCAUAAACAAGCUCGGCUCUGCAUUUCACCCUCGUAAUGUGCAAACAACUUUAGGCUGUCAUGCUUUCUUUGCCUCCUUUAAUUUACAGUUUUAUUCCAAAUGCAAAAUGAUUACAAUAAGUUUCACCGCCGCAUUAUCCAAAGAUUGUCACGCCAUGAUUUUCCUGCAUGUGUGCAUGACAUUACCAACAAACUUUGUGAAAGUUUGGAAGUAAAAAUUUCAUAUACUUGCUCAUCGACACCUUUUAACCCAACUUAUCCAUCCUUUCCGAACCAGAUCCCUGCUGGCUAACAGGACAUUUUCACAUUAUAAAGGGAACUCUUUAAUUGUAGUGAAACAACAAGCUAAAGCAUGCGACCAGCUUCUUAAAGAUGUUCAGUGAGGAGGUUAAAUGUUAAUCAGAGGUACGAGCAUUGCCCGCAUUAAUCCACCUAUUUAUUGCCGGAGACACUUGGACUUAGCUAAUCACCUUUGUGUGAUCAACCUUGCAGUUUGCAUGAUAAUGGCACAAUUAUUUAACACGCUGUUAAUCAAAACUGCGGGAGGGGAAUUGAUUUCUUUGGAUUCUCUUUAUUUCCUCAUCCCCCCUGCUUAGUUAGCCCUGACCCUUUCUUUUACCCUUUCCUUCUAUCAGCCACGCACUAACUCCGCUUGUGUUUCUUCAGUAACAAUCGCUUGUUUGAGGGGAAACCUAACGCACACUUUGAUUUGUUUGUAUUGUUCGAGUUUUGGUUUCUUUUAUUCACAUAUUGACUUUACUUUGCCACCCCACCCCUCCCUGGCUGGUCUGACGCUCACCCAGACUGCUGCGUCCACUGCAUCUUGGCUUGCCUGUUCUGCGAGUUCCUGACGCUCUGCAACAUGGUGGUGGCCCAGGCCUCUUGCGGCGCCUGCACGUCCGAGGCAUGCUGCUGCUGCUGCUGCGCGGACGACCUGGGCGACGACUGCAACUGCCCGUGUGACAUGGACUGUGGCAUCAUGGACGCCUGCUGCGAGUCCUCGGAUUGCCUGGAAAUCUGUAUGGAGUGCUGCGGCAUCUGCUUCCCCACAUAA